Carassius carassius (crucian carp) is the source of this 782-nucleotide messenger RNA. It is a transcript of the gene tmem160, whose product is annotated as transmembrane protein 160. The coding region runs from base 82 to 690 and encodes 202 amino acids. The transcript has 4 exons. Lineage: Eukaryota; Metazoa; Chordata; Actinopteri; Cypriniformes; Cyprinidae. The record is from RefSeq and is a predicted model, not a curated record.
GAAAUCUCACUCGCGGUGUCGAAGUUCAGAGGUCGGGUAAAGUUCGUGUAUUCAGUUGGGUUGAUUCCCUCAGCAUAAGCAAUGGCUUCCUUAAGUUGGUUAACGUGCAGGCGGUUUGCUCAGGUCGCGCGGCGGCCGUUGCUGCAGUAUUUGAGGGCUGCAGCGCGUGCACUUCACCGGGGGAGCGCGCGGCGCGCGGCGGAGAAAACCCCGCUGAACAAAUCACGAGCGCUGGAGCAACAGUACAUCACUGAACUAGAUAAAGCUGAUGCGCUGAUGCUGCGGAAGUCUCAUGAAACAGGGUUUUUGUCUUGGUUCCGGAACGGUCUCCUAUCAACAGGAAUCGGCGUUAUUGCGUUUGCACAGAGUGAUGUGGGCCGAGAGGCUGGAUAUGUGUUCUUCAUCCUGGGCGGAGUGUGUGUGUCGUUCGGCGGAGCGUCGUACGUGACCAGUCUCUUGACUCUGAGGAGGAUCAUGCUCCUCUCGCGGGUGACCGUGCUGCUCCACGCGGGCCUGGUGUCCGCCGCCGCCCUCUUCUGGCUGUGCGCGGUAUCGCUCUACAUCGGCCGCCUGGAGUUGGAGAUCAUUCAUGAAGAGGAUGAGGAAGAGCACGGGGGAGAUGAAGGCGGGGAGUGCACAGAGUGCAGGUCUCGACGCGAGAGACGCUCCGCUGAAGGCCAAGACAAGUGAGAUAAGAGGAGACUUUGAGUUAAAAUGGCCUUUUCACUGACCCAGAGAUCUGUGUUCACGAGCUGUUUUAAGAGGGAAGGUGAAGCCGGGUU